Messenger RNA from Python bivittatus (Burmese python), 1415 nucleotides. It is a transcript of the gene GDF1, whose product is annotated as growth differentiation factor 1. The record is from RefSeq and is a predicted model, not a curated record. Lineage: Eukaryota; Metazoa; Chordata; Lepidosauria; Squamata; Pythonidae. Gene Ontology annotation, cellular component: extracellular region. Gene Ontology annotation, molecular function: growth factor activity; cytokine activity.
AGCGCAUCUCCGGCCCUUCCUCUCCAGAGUCCGCUCUCCUCCGCCCUCCCCAUGGCAACUCUGCGCCUCGGGGCCCUGGUGGGGCUCGUGGUGCUGCUCUGGGCCUUCCCGGGGGCAGGGAGAGCGUUGCACCCCCAGGAAACGGAGCUCCUGAAGUCCCUAGGGCUGAGGGCGCGGCCCAGCCCCCGGUCUCCGGCGCCCGUGCCGCCCUGGCUCUGGGAGAUGUUCCAGAAGCGAAGCGAGGCGUCCAGGAAGCCCCGGAACCCCUGCUGGGUGGAGGAGUUUCAAGUCCCGGGGAACAUCAUUCGGGUUUUCCCCGAUCAAGGACACUUGAUCCACAGAGAGGAACCCCAGAGUUGCUUAUGUCUACAAAAACGGCUGUAUUUUAAUUUCUCCGCUCUGGAGGAAGGGGAACUGUUGACCCUGGCCCAGCUGGAGAUUCAGUUCAGCCACAACCAGUACCACAGCUCCAGCUCAGGUCAUCCCUUUGAGUUAAGUCUGUAUCGGGCUUCCCAGAUGGCCUUGCAGGGCAUGUCCGCCCAUACUUACAGCCGCCAGCUCCUGGUGGAGCAGUCCUUCAUCCAUCUGCACAAGUCCUUUGUCUUCAACCUGACUGAGGUGGCAAAGGAAUGGCAGACGCCUUCUAGGAAUUUGGGCUUGUUCCUUGAAAUUAGCCUCCCGACGUCACCUGACAGCUUAUGCUCCAAGCUUGAUUCCUUGCUCAGUACCUCCCUGCUGGUGGUUUCUCUCACUCCUGGGCAGUGCAAAAGUGCCAGGAAGAGGCGUAGCACCUACUAUGUGCCAGUCACUGCCAGCAACAUUUGCAGACCACGGCGGCUGUACAUCAGCUUCAGUGAAGUCGGUUGGGGGAACUGGAUCAUUGCUCCACUGGGUUACAUGGCCAACUACUGCCUUGGAGACUGUCCUUUCCCUCUGACCGAGGAGCUCAACGGCACCAACCACGCCAUCUUGCAAACCAUCGUGCAUUCUCUUGACCCCGAAGGGACCCCUCAGCCUUGCUGUGUCCCAAUCCGCCUGUCACCGAUAUCCAUUCUAUACUAUGACAACAACGACAAUGUCGUGUUGAGACAUUAUGAGGAUAUGGUGGUGGAUGAAUGUGGCUGCCGGUGAGAUGAUUCACUGUUUCACCAUCCUCUUCCUGCCACCAGAUGUUCACCAUCUGAUCAUCAGAUGAGCCACCAAAUGUUCAGUUGUGGUUAUUGAGUUUAUGAUCUCCUUGCUUGUGAGUGGCUAGAGGAGCUGUGCAUAGCCAUGGAGUAUUAAGUGGGAUGCAAAAUGCUUUUGUUAAAAAUUGCUGGAAUUGCAUACAAUUUAUGGGGAGCCUUUUUCUUGCACUACCUCGUGUCUAUUUUUAAAUAGGGGCUAAGUAACUUGUUAAUUAUCCUAGGAUCAAA